CUCCCCCCCCCCCCCUUCUCUUAGCAACCAGGGCGGGCGACGAGGUUAGGCGAGGCUACGAGUCGGAGAUAGUGGCGAGUAUCUCUGAUUUGGCUCACAGUUGCUAAUUACAUCUGCCAGAAACGGGUAUUUGACGAACGCUUCGAUUUUUGUGAUUUCUGAUCGAGUGUUGAAAGCUGUGGCCGCGGAGAGGGAGCGGCUAACGGGCGGAGCAAGAGGCUACCGACCAUACAGAAACAAGGCAAGCGGCUGGUUUCGGGCUCGUGAAGAAGAAAAGGGACACUAUUCCAUUGCUUCAGUCGAUAGCGCAUUCCCACUUGCUCCAUGUAAUAGCGUGGGGUUGGUGAUCGUGGACAGUAUCGGCCAAGGGCAGCCCCGCAGAAGGGGGCGAGCUGUGGCCGUGCCAUGGUGGCGAGCAAGGUUACCGUCAGGGCAAGGAGUUGGCAGCAGAUAUGAUGUUAUUAACUAGAAAACCAGAAGGCCCAAUUACAGCAGCCAGGUUCGGAGAUGGACUGUACGACUCCUACAUGCGGUUAGACCAAGACAGAAGCCAGGAUCCCAAAACUGAGGUACUGAGUCCUUUAGGACUGCCACCUCUUGGCAAAUCUUUGAUUCUUGGUAACAAAUCUACAAUGAAGGACCACCAAGUUGGAAUACAUACCUCUACCAAGAUUCAGCAGUUAUUUGAGGACUGUGGUAAUAGAAGAAGCAGUGUUCCUCUUCAUCCUAGCCGUGGUCAAAGUGCUGAUAAAACUCUUCCUACACUUGCCAAGGACAAGACUUUGGAGAGUGCCCCAUAUGAAAACUCUGGCGAUACCUCAACUAAACCUGUUAAAAAUUGUCCCCUGACAUCAGAGCAAGCACUGAAGCAGUACAGGCAUGUGCUAGCAGAAUAUGAACUCAAAGAAAUAAACAAUUUUACUGAAAUUUACUUUGUAGGUGCAAAUGCCAAAAAAAGGCAGGGUGUUCAUGGUGGCUCCAACAAUGGUGGCUAUGAUGAUGACCAGGGUGGCUAUAUUCAUGUUCCCCAUGAUCAUCUUGCUUACCGAUACGAAGUGCUAAAAGUUAUAGGAAAAGGUAGCUUUGGUCAAGUAGCAAAAGUUUACGAUCACAAACUUCACCAACACUUAGCACUGAAGAUGGUUCGAAAUGAGAAGCGUUUUCACCGGCAAGCUGCUGAAGAGAUACGGAUUUUAGAGCACCUGAAGAAACAGGAUUCUAAUGGAAACAUGAAUGUUGUUCAUAUGUUGGAAAACUUUACAUUCCGAAAUCACAUCUGCAUGACCUUUGAACUUCUGAGUAUGAAUUUGUAUGAGCUAAUUAAAAGAAACAAGUUUCAGGGGUUCAGUCUUCAGUUGGUACGCAAAUUUGCUCACUCUAUUGUACAGUGUCUUGAUGCUCUCAGUAAAAACAAAAUUAUUCAUUGUGAUCUAAAGCCAGAGAACAUUCUCCUUAAGCAACAAGGACGCAGUGGUAUAAAAGUAAUAGAUUUUGGAUCUAGCUGUUUUGAGCACCAGCGAGUUUACACUUACAUUCAAUCACGCUUUUAUCGAGCACCUGAGGUUAUCUUGGGAGCUCGUUAUGGGAUACCUAUAGACAUGUGGAGUUUUGGGUGUAUUCUCGCAGAGCUUUUAACUGGAUACCCACUUUUUCCUGGGGAGGAUGAAGGUGAUCAACUGGCUUGUAUGAUGGAACUUCUGUCUGUACCACCUCAAAAACUUUUAGAUCAGUCCAAAAGGGCAAAAAACUUCAUUAACUCUAAGGGCCAGCCACGGUACUGUACUGUCACAACUCUUUCAAAUGGAACAGUUGUUCUGAAUGGGGGUAGGUCACGUAGAGGCAAAAUGCGUGGUGCUCCAGGCAGUAAAGACUGGGUGACAGCUUUGAAAGGGUGUGAUGAUCCUAUAUUUAUCGAUUUCCUAAGGCAGUGUUUAACAUGGGAACCUUCAGUUCGCAUGACUCCUUCUCAAGCUCUAAGACAUCCUUGGCUUUUUAAGCGUUUCCUUAAACCUACUAGCACAGAAAAGGCCCCACCUAAACGGAUAUCAGACCAUACAAGUACUUUCCCAGGGAUUGUUUCUAAAAUGUCUCCAACUGUUGGAGCAGCAAACAAACUGACAAAUCUCAUGGCAGAAUCAAAUGGACAUAUACCUUUACGCACUGUGUUACCGAAAUUAGUUAGUUAAUGCAUGUAAAUAAGGAUUUACAGAAUUAAGAAGAAAGUAAAGAACUACUUUAUAGUUUUAUCCUUAGUAAAGUAUACCACAAUGUUGUGGUUACUAGUUUUUCUGACUUUUAUACAGCUAUUUCUAUGUAAGAAAUAAAUGCAGUGUACAGUUUAUCAGGUAAUAUAGUUUACUGAAACAAUUCAACAAGGGCUUGAUCAAUUUCCUGAUGGUUCAUUUUUACAAUGUGUCCCACCCCUUCAGAAAACUUUCUGGGUCGAAGUUGCGAAACUGGAGCUGAAUUUGUAAUAUUGUUACAGUUUUUUUAUUGUUGGCAUCAGCAGAAUAACGGAAAAGAAAAUAGAUUUUUUUUUUUUUGUAGUUUUUUUUUUUGUAGUUUUACAAAGUCACACUACCUUUUCUGUUGCUAGAAUUGUGAAAGCUAUACUGUUAUAUUGAACCUGCCACAAAACAAGUCAAGAUGUUUAUAAAUGUGUAUGUGCAUGUGUGUCUGAAAAGACUGCAGGCAUCAUCACUCAGUGUACUUUGGGAUAAGGCAGUAUUUCUGGUGUGUUUAAGGUAGACCUCACAAACUUAUGGUGCAUGAAAUAUCCUCAUUACAUUCUCAUAUUUUGAGACCACGUAAAACCAGCUGUUAAGAGUGUUAGUAUGGGUACUUGUGAUUAUGAUUAUCUUCACUAGAAAAGAGGAAGGAAAGGGAAAAAAGUGAACUAUAUGUGACAUUUUGCUUAAAAGUUAUGCUGUUCUUUGUCGGAUCUUUAACUGGCUUUUCAUUCAGAACCAUGGGAGUGAUGUGUUGCGCUACCAACCCAUUUUUACUUGAAACCAUCUCAGUGUGACACCUGGAAACUGGCCAGAAGUCUGCAUUUAAGUUUUAAACAUUGUACAACUCUGCAUCAAGUGUAAAUUAGAUUAAUUCUUGGACGUUUGAUAGUAAGUCAAAAGCAUCGAGACAGAGAUUAAGUUCAACUCCAAAGGAACAUUUUUUAGCUUUCUCAAGUGACCAUUAUCCUUGGUGUCAUUUUUCAAGCAGAUAUACAACCUUUUUUAUAAAGCAGACUAUAGAAUAGUUGACAGUUUUGAGACCCAACAAAUUCCUGUUUUAAUUUAACUUUCAGUAUGCUUAUGCGCAGUCUGGCCAUUUUUUUAAGCUUCCAGCACUGUCACAAAUCUACAGUUAACCUAAGUCACUUCCCUGGGUCACACAAACAGACUUAGUGAUUUGCAGCUCUCCACGUAAGAAAAGAAACCAGAUAAUUGAGUGCUUGUGCAUGUGUAUGUAGGUGUGUGGAAAAUUGAAGGAGUAAUGCAUAACUGUGUAUACCACAGACUUAUGUUAUGAGGGAGUUCAGAACCCUCAGUACAUUUUAGAGGUUUUUGCUUGUUGUUUUAUUCUUGAUAUGGAAAAUAUAAGGCAGGUUAAAUGCGAGUUGUCUAUUUAAUUAAGCAUAGUAAGUCUUUGGCAAAAAAAGUAUCUGACAUUUCCUUUAAACAGGGAUUAUUAUGUUGAGUUGCAGUGACUAGCAUGUCCUUUUAACAGAGCUUAUUAUAGUGCAUUUCACUAAACAAGCAAAUCCAGACAAGGGAAAUGCAGCAACAGUUGAUAGUAGAAUGUACUUCACAGUUGUUGUAGAAGUGCAGUAUUGCCACUGCAAAGUUUUUAAGGUACUUUAAUACCCUGAAGAGUAAACUGUGACCCUUAGAAUGUAUUUGCCAAGUUCUGACUAUGCUUAACCACACUGGAGUAUGCUCACUUAUGGAAUGGUGUAACCCUCAUGUAGCAGACCCCAAGGUAUAAGUUUAGAGUCAACUGACGGUUGGAAAUAUGAUAAAAGAGGUAGUGCUGUUUUCUAUAAACUUUUUAAUGAUACGCUUUUAGACAUAAGGGGUCAUUGGAACAUUACAGUAGCUUUUAGACAGGAUUAUGUGUGUAUUCUUUUUAAAUAUUGUUACCCUAUUUCUCCCUUUUAUGAAAGCUACCUGUCUGCAAACAGUGUUUUGCUUAAUCUUGUUUUUAAGUCAGAGUUAAGAUGAAAUUUUAACUUUGGGGGGGGCUUCCAGUUUUUGUAAACCACUGAAUCCGAGGGCUCAGUACAUAACACUGUAUAGGAUUCUUCAGACUGUAGGAUUAUUGUUUCAGUGUCUUAUGUGUUCAGAACACAUUUCAGUAAUCACUUUCUAUCUCAUGCAAAGAAGCAGUGUGGCAUUUCCACAAGUUGUUAGCCUGAAGCAGAGUUUAGGGGUCUUGUGUCUUAAAUGCAUCUUUGUACUGGUUUAUGAAGCUGAGUCCUGGUUUUGAAUUUCCAUCAGCUCUCUGCAACGUAGUAUCCGAUAUCUAAGCAAGUCAUUUAAAUUCCUUGUUUUCAGAUUAUCCUUGUAAUAAUUGUGACUUUGUAUAUUUAUAAUGUUAAGUGAAUAAAAAAAAAAAAAAACUUUUGAAGGAGCCUAAAUGUAACUUGUCAAAAUGUUGACACUGCAAAUGUUUACCAUUUGUGAUAAUGUUGGAAGCUAUCGUUAUAAUGUCUGCAGUCUUAGAGAGAGUGAAAAGGACAAAAGGUAAAUCACCAUUUGUAACCAUACCUCAGUAACAGGUUAUUAGUGGAUAUUAUUUUUGAGAAACUUUUGGUUCCUUAACGAUGCUCAGUCGUGGGUCAUGUGUUGGUAUUUAACCCUGUGAAUCUUUUUUAGAGGGGUAAAAACAGACCAACUUAAAUGGUUUUAAUUCUGCUUUUGUAAUUAUAUAUUUAAUUGAUAUCUAAACUUGCUGGCCGAGUUGUCAGUGUCCUUCAUGGUUCUCUGUGUUCUUUGAAGAAAAUUAAAAUUUAAAGUAACAGCUUUUCAUGUUUUAGAAAACCACGUUGCCUCAGAUGUCCUUCAGUCGUGUAAUGCUGAUGUUUAAGAAUGAUAUGUGCAGUGUUGUUCCACAGUCUGUGCCCUUUUUUCUCCAAAUAAAAUGUCACCAGCUGGAAAAACAGCAUCAUUUUUUCCAAA
Messenger RNA from Protopterus annectens (West African lungfish), 5177 nucleotides. RefSeq names its product dual specificity tyrosine-phosphorylation-regulated kinase 2-like. The coding region runs from base 453 to 2186 and encodes 577 amino acids. Gene Ontology annotation, cellular component: nucleus. Gene Ontology annotation, molecular function: protein serine/threonine/tyrosine kinase activity; ATP binding; protein serine/threonine kinase activity. The record is from RefSeq and is a predicted model, not a curated record. NCBI's taxonomy places the organism in Eukaryota, Metazoa, Chordata, Ceratodontiformes, Protopteridae. Gene Ontology annotation, biological process: cytoplasmic stress granule disassembly; peptidyl-threonine phosphorylation; peptidyl-serine phosphorylation. The transcript is spliced from 3 exons.